Molecule: messenger RNA, 2277 nt
Organism: Nakaseomyces glabratus
Lineage: Eukaryota; Fungi; Ascomycota; Saccharomycetes; Saccharomycetales; Saccharomycetaceae
Gene: PRP2
Product: DEAH-box RNA-dependent ATPase PRP2
Cellular component (GO): intracellular anatomical structure; catalytic step 2 spliceosome
Molecular function (GO): RNA binding; ATP binding; helicase activity
Source: RefSeq, a predicted model, not a curated record
AUGAAAUCUGAGCAAGACAGGAACCGAUCGAAGAACUGUAAGUCAAGAUACGGCCCGCAUAGAGAUGCUAGCGGUUCAGGGACGCAAAGCAAAGGCAACCAUGUAAAAAAGUCAACAUCCAGAUAUAACAAAGGAGAUAAUUGGGAAGAUAGACAACUAAAGCAUGCUUUGAAGAAUCCUAAAGUUGAUGAUAUUGUUGUUGCAGGCCAAGAGCAGUAUGAUUUUGUAUUUGACAGUGAUGCCAUGAUAGACUUCAGCAAAGAAGAUGAAAUUGACGGAUACGAUGAUGAGGAAUACGAAAAGAAGCUGCUAGAGGCUUUAGACAAGGAAAGUGCCCGUGUACAAUCAAUGAAAGACUCGAGGAAGAGCCUUCCAGUAUACCAAUUUCGCCAAGAGUUGUUGGAUGUUAUUCGCAAUAAUCAAGUAGUCAUCAUAGUUGGUGAAACAGGUUCUGGUAAAACUACUCAGCUGCCACAAUACUUGGUUGAAGAUGGCUUCACGAAAGGUAAUAAGUAUCAAAUUGCGGUAACUCAGCCGAGGCGAGUAGCAGCUACGUCUGUUGCCGCACGCGUAGCUGAUGAAAUGGAUGUCAAGCUUGGACAGGAAGUAGGUUACUCUAUAAGAUUUGAAGACAAGACAACACCAAAUAAAACACUUCUGAAGUAUAUGACUGAUGGUAUGCUAUUACGUGAGUUUUUAGUAGAUCGCACUAUUUCUAAAUACUCAUGCAUAAUGAUCGAUGAAGCCCAUGAACGGACAAUAGCGACAGAUUUACUGUUAGGAUUAAUCAAGACAAUAUUAAAAGACAGACCAGAUUUAAGAAUUAUAAUUUCUUCGGCCACAAUGAAUGCGGCGAAAUUCUCUAAAUUUUACGAUGAUUGUCCCAUUUUCAAAGUACCUGGUAGACGGUUUCCAGUGGAUAUACAUUAUACUCUACAGCCUGAAUCCAACUAUCUAAAUGCUGCUAUUACGACUAUCUUCCAGAUCCAUACUACACAAGAACUGCCUGGUGAUAUACUAGUGUUUUUGACUGGACAAGAGGAAAUCGAAACAAUGAAAGAUAAGUUAGACGCCAUCAUGGCAAAGCUUGGUUCAAGAAUACCACAAAUGUUAAUAACACCAAUAUAUGCUAAUUUGCCUCAAGAGCAACAAUCAAGAAUAUUUCAGCCAACUCCAGUGAAUUGUAGAAAAGUUGUUCUUGCAACAAAUAUCGCAGAAACUUCGCUUACUAUUGAUGGUAUAAAAUAUGUUGUUGAUCCUGGAUUUGUCAAAGAGAACUCCUACCUGCCAAGUGCUGGUAUGAGUCAGCUAUUAACUGUUCCUUGUUCGAAAGCUUCGGUUGAUCAAAGGGCUGGUAGAGCAGGUCGUGUCGGCCCUGGUAAAUGUUUCCGAUUGUUUACCAAGUGGUCUUAUCAAAACGAGUUGGAGAUGAUGCCGAAGCCGGAGAUCCUGCGUACAAAUUUAUCACAGACAGUAUUACUUUUACUAUCGCUGGGAGUUAAAGAUCUUAUAAAUUUCCCAUUGUUGGAUAAACCAACUAUCCCCUCCUUGAAGAAAUCGCUAGAAAAUCUGUAUAUCCUGGGGGCAUUGAACAGUAAGGGUCAGAUAACUAAACUUGGUAAAAUAAUAACAGAGUUUCCUUGUGAGCCUGAGUUUGCAAAAGUUUUAUACAGUGCAGCUGUUGAUGAGCGCUGUACUGGUGUCUUGGAGGAGUGUCUGACCAUAGUCUCAAUGCUACAUGAAACUUCCUCCAUAUUUUCUGGGCAGAAAAAGGAAGCAGUUGCUGCUAUUAUAGGGGAAGUAGAAAGUGACCAUAUGCUGUAUUUAGAAGUAUACAAUCAGUGGAAAAAUGCCAAUUACUCGCGUAUGUGGUGCCAGGAUCACAAAGUCCAACACAAAACGCUAAGCCGUGUACGUAAUAUCCGGAAUCAGUUGGUCAGAUGUUGUAAGAAAUUGAAAUUGGACAGCAUCGAGAAGACAACAUCUGAGUUAGAUGUAACAGAGAGGGUUACAAAAUCGUUUAUUAGUGGCUUCCCAGCAAACAUUGUUCAAUUGGGUACAAUGGGUUACCAAACAAUGGGGAAAUCCACUGGAGGUUUGCCAAUAAACAUACAUCCAUCGAGCGUCGUAUUUCAAAACCAACUAGACUCGAAGAAGCCACCGAAGCACUUGCUAUAUCAACAACUAAUGUUGACAUCAAAGGAAUAUAUACGUGACUGUAUCCCAAUUAAAGAAGUGUCCUGGUUAAAGGAGAUGGUUCCGCAACUAUUCUCGUAG